AUGAGCCGCCGUGACCGGGACCCCGGGGUGCAGCCAGGGCGGCUGGCGGCGGCGGCGGCGGCUCGGGGCGCGGAGCGGGAGGAACUGGCGGCACUGAACGAUCGUUUCGCCGCUUUCCUGGAGAGGGUGCGGGAGCUGGAACGGCAGAACGGGACCCUCCGCGCCGCCCUGGGCCGCGCCACCGCCGCCACCGGGCCCCGCACCGGGCUGGUGCAGGGGGAGCUGCGGGGGCUGCGGGAGAGGCUGCAGCGCCUCGGCCGCGACCGGGACCGGCUCCAGGCGGAGCGGGACGGGCUCGCCACCGACCUGGCGGCCCUACGGCAGCGGCUGGAGGACGAGACACAGAAGCGUGAGGAUGCCGAGAAGAGUCUGGUGCUGUUCCGCAAGGACGUGGACCACGCCACACUGUCUCGCCUGGAGCUGGAGCGCAAGGUCGAGCUGCUGAUGGACGAGAUCGGCUUCCUCAAGAAGCUGCACGAGGAGGAGCUGCGGGACCUGGAGGGGAGCGCCCCGAGCCCGGCGGGGCUGCCUGAGGUGCAGGUCUGCAAGCCGGAGCUGACGGCUGCGCUGCGGGAAAUCCGCACCCAGUACGAGAGCAUCGCUGUCAAGAACCUACAGGAAGCCGAGGAAUGGUACAAGUCAAAGUUUGCCGACCUCUCAGAUGCAGCAAACCGUAACCACGAGGCGCUGCGGCUGGCCAAGCAGGAGAUGAACGAGUCCCGGCGGCAGAUCCAGAGCCUGACCUGCGAGGUGGACGGGCUGAAGGGCGUGAACGAGGCGCUGCAACGGCAGAUGCGGGAGAUGGAGGAUGAGUUCGGGGAGGAGAUCGGGAACUACCAGGACGUGGUGGGGAGGCUGGAGCAGGAGAUCCAGCAGAUGAAGGAGGAGAUGGCACGGCACCUGAGAGAGUACCAGGACCUGCUCAACGUCAAGAUGGCCCUGGACAUCGAGAUUGCCACAUACCGCAAGCUGCUGGAGGGCGAGGAGAGCCGGAUCACCAUCCCACUGCACCCCACCACCUCCUUCAGCACGAGAAGCUCAGUGCUGGAGCCCCAAGCUGCUGAGAGCCCGGCACGGAGGAUGGUGCUCAUCAAAACCAUCGAGACAAGGGACGGGCAGCAAGUGGUGACUGAGUCGCACAAGGAGCGAGCGGGGAAGUGACAGAGAGGAGCUGCUGCGAUGAGGAGCCGCGGGCACUCCCGGUAUCCCGGGGGGCUCCACGGAAUCUCCGUCCGGAGCCGGAUCGGUGCCCCCGGAGCCUCGCAGGAUCUCAUUCCUUACCGGGACCGCCAGGGAGCGCCACCAGCCCGCCCCGACCGCUGCCGCGGGUUAAUUACCUGUUAA
Messenger RNA from Pseudopodoces humilis (Tibetan ground-tit), 1344 nucleotides. NCBI's taxonomy places the organism in Eukaryota, Metazoa, Chordata, Aves, Passeriformes, Paridae. The record is from RefSeq and is a predicted model, not a curated record.